This is a messenger RNA of Magallana angulata, 1999 nucleotides long. RefSeq lists its product as uncharacterized. The transcript is spliced from 2 exons. NCBI's taxonomy places the organism in Eukaryota, Metazoa, Mollusca, Bivalvia, Ostreida, Ostreidae. The coding region runs from base 363 to 1349 and encodes 328 amino acids. The record is from RefSeq and is a predicted model, not a curated record.
UAAAGGUAGCGUAGUUUUAAAGGGACCCUGACGGUUGACGCGGUUGGAUCAUUUUCAGUUGCUCUCGUGGGGCUGAGUGAGACAUUCAUUCAUGUAUCCCUCCUUCUGGAACUAAAACAUGGCUCAGAGUCUGUGGUGAUAGGUAGACUGUAUUGAUUAAUAUUCUGGAGUUAAUUCCCCGGAAGACAUGUUAGAUUUCCACUCUGGGACGCACACAAUUCAGAAAGUCUUGCCAUCCGGAUUCUUAUCUUUCUUCUCUUUUUUCUACAUGUGAAAUUUCAGGUGAAUGUGUGGGACACCACUGCCUGAACUCACAGUAUGGCGAAAAAGUACAGGAGGGGUAACAGAGAAAUCCACUCAGCAUGACCGACGCAAUGACCGUGAAUUAUCUGUUCUUCCUUGGGAUCUUGAUUCCAUGCAUCAUCACCAUUGUUCUUUUUAUUGUGUUCAUCUACUGCAUGCGCAAGUUUCGAAUACGUAGAGAGAUCAUGACGAAGAAGCAUGAUCCGCAUGGAAGACUGCGGAAACUCCAUGGAGCCUAUGCUCCUCCACCACCUCCUCUUCCUCCAAUGUGGAGCAGACAGUCUGUGCAAUUCAAACAGAAGGACCGACUUCUGUGUGAGCGAGACAAUGAAGCUUACGAUGAAGCUGGUGAGAUAUCUCAAGCUCAGGGUGGCAAUCAUCAGCUGUAUCAAACCUGUAAUGACAGCGGAAUGUCCGAUCUCAGUGAGGCGCAGUACCGCUACGAUCAAGAGCGACCGUACUCUCAAUCGUCCACAGAUUCUGAGGAUUCUGGGUUUCGGAGUUCCCGAUCUGGACAGUAUUUACACAGUGCACAAAAUAGCAAUACUCAGGACAUGCCUUUGUUUAAACCUAUAAAAUCUCAUCGAGAAAGUCUGACGAUGACAGUGCAUCAAGGCUGUUCGUCCAAACAGCCCAGCCCGAGUCAUCGCGCAAAUUCAAACUGUGACUUUUGUCGAAGUUCUAGUCGACAGUCUAAGCAGAAACAGAGUCGUCCUUCAUCCAGGAGGAAAGUUUGUGAUACUAGGCCCCCAUCCACCUUACAUCAGACUCCAUCACCAACCUGUACAAAGCUUGAUCCUGUCACCAUGACAUUUAUCAGUAACUCAUCUCCCUCCACCCUGGAUCUCCUACCCCCUCCCCACACAUACAGGAAGAACAGCCCGGAAGCCAUAGAUCUACAGCAAAUCGAGACCGAUGUCAAACUCAGCCAUAUUCCCUCGAUUUCCCAGCAGUGUCGUCCAAUGACUAUGACGACGGCUAUAGUGCAUGCUCCCCUUCACCACUACACAGACAAUACACCCAGGAUGUCAUACUCGGUGGUGUAGCAUACAAUGGAGUAUUAUGACACAUAAUAUUUUGUGAUCCAGAAGAAAUUGGAAUUAUAUUGUACAGUGCUUAUUUUUUUCUCCCUUAGUAGAGGAUUAUUUUCGGUGAGGAAAGAUCCUUGUGCAAUUUUCAGACAGGAUGUAUACAUUUAGCUUACAAAGCAAAUACAUGCUGUUGAUGUAUUUAUUUCUGUACGAAUCUGUGAGCUGCAGAUUAAAAAAAAAAACCUUACAAGAAAUCCUAAUUAAUUUUUCGACUUCUGGAAAUCCACAAGGAAAGCAAAAACAUUUCGUGACUCCCGACUCUUAUAGAAAACAAUAUCUGUGAUAUAUCCGACAGAAAAUCUACUUUCACUUUGGAUGUGUGACUGAUUGUUAUGACAAUCAAAUAAAUGUACUGCCGUUCAAUGAACGAAACCUCUGGAUUAAAGUGAACUAGAGGUCAUUUCAUUUUGUCAUGCUGAAUUCAAAAUAUAUAUGAAAAUCAAGUGUUGCUAGUUCAUGUGAAUUUAAUGAACAGUCUUACUGAACUGUGCGACUGAGUGGAGUGAAAACGUUUAUAUUUUUCAUAAUUUCUAUGUUGAUUAUUUAAACAAAAAAUAUUCUGCUUCUCAGAAGAAGUGUGGAAUAAAUAACGAGAAAAUAUUUCC